Molecule: messenger RNA, 7563 nt
Organism: Cyprinodon variegatus (sheepshead minnow)
Lineage: Eukaryota; Metazoa; Chordata; Actinopteri; Cyprinodontiformes; Cyprinodontidae
Gene: dctn1b
Product: dynactin subunit 1-like
Exons: 31
Coding region: 393-4226 (1277 amino acids)
Biological process (GO): establishment of mitotic spindle orientation; nuclear migration
Cellular component (GO): spindle pole; microtubule associated complex; axon
Source: RefSeq, a predicted model, not a curated record
UGCACUCAUAGCUGAACCAAGCCCGGCUGUUUUUAUGUUUUUCUUUUGUCGUUAAAUCCAUUCUUUAAAGGGAGGUGGUUGGAUCGGUUCCCUCUGCUGCCACGGAAACUUCCUGCUCAAACCAUAAGCUCCUGCUGACUGUCUUUUGUUUUUUUUUUAAGAGGAAAGAAGCAACGGGGGGAGAUUUGGGAGACUUGAGUUUGGCUGUUGGGAUGUGAGAAGAGAGAGAAAAAAAGAGAGAGAUGCUCCAUCAGCAUCUCUGAAUCCCCCUCCUCUCCCUUCUACUUGUACCCCCCUACCACCUUCUGUCUAGCCGAUGCUCUCCUUAUUUCAAUAACACGCUCCUUCAGUUGACACAGGCGUUUUUUGGGGACUCUCUGCAGCCAGGAAUCAUGUCACAGACUAGAAGAAGCACAUAUAGCCGGACCACCAGCAGUGGCAGCAGCAGGAUGAGCUCUGAUGGAGGAGGGAGGCCCGCUAAAGUGGGCUCCCUGGUGGAGGUUAUCGGCAAGGGGCAGCGGGGCACGGUGGCCUACAUCGGAACCACGCUGUUCGCCUCCGGAAAGUGGGUGGGCGUCAUCCUGGAUGAACCCAAGGGCAAGAAUGACGGAACGGUGCAGGGCAAGCGGUACUUUACUUGUGAGGAGAACCACGGCAUCUUCGUCAGACAAUCACAGAUCCAGUUGGUGGACGAUGGAGCGGACACAUCUCCAGAGACACCUGAGCCAACCGUUGGCAAGGUCCCCAAACGAGAGAUCGUGGAGAUGUCCAAGUCUGCCAAACUGCGAGGACUGAAGCCCAGAAAGGUGCUGCAUGUUUCCCUAAACUCGACCCCUACAACCCGGAAGACCACGGCCAGAAGGCCCAAGCAACCCAGCCGGCCUGCAGGUGGCGGUGGGAAGGGGGCCGCAUCCGGCUCAGCAUCGGCGUCCGCUGGCGAGAUGAGCAGCAGCGAGCCCAGCACGCCAGCUCAGACGCCUCUGGCAGCUCCGGUCAUCCCUACCCUCCACUCACCAGGGAACCCGCCGCCUCCCGUUCCCAGCAAGGAGGAGGAGGCCCUGCGUGCUCAGGUGAAGGAUCUGGACGAGAAGCUUGAGACGCUGAAGAUGAAACGAACAGAGGACAAAGCCAAACUAAAGGAGCUGGAGAAGCACAAGAUCCAGCUGGAGCAGCUGCAGGAGUGGAAGACCAAGAUGCAGGAGCAGCAGGCAGAGCUGCAGAAGCAGCUCAAGGAGGCAAAAAGGGAGGCUAAAGAAGCCAUGGAGGCAAAGGAGCGGUACAUGGAGGAGAUGUCGGACACGGCCGACGCCAUCGAGAUGGCGACUCUGGAUAAGGAGAUGGCAGAGGAGCGAGCCGAGUCCUUGCAGCUGGAGGUCGACUCCCUGAAGGAGAGAGUGGAGGAGCUCACCAUGGACCUGGAGAUCCUCAAGCAUGAGAUUGAAGAAAAAGGUUCAGACGGCGCUGCCUCCAGUUAUCAUGUGAAACAGCUGGAAGAGCAGAACGGCCGGCUAAAGGAAGCUUUGGUCCGGAUGCGAGACCUGUCUGCAUCAGAGAAGCAGGAACAUGUAAAGCUGCAGAAGCAGAUGGAGAAAAAAAACAUGGAGCUUGAUUCUCUGAGGGGGCAGAAGGAAAAACUGCAGGAAGAGAUGACAGCAGCAGAGAAGACUAUUGAUGAGCUGAAGGAACAGGUGGAUGCAGCUUUGGGGGCGGAGGAGAUGGUGGAGACUCUGACAGAGAGAAACCUGGAUCUGGAGGAGAAAGUCCGAGAGCUGAGAGAGACGGUCACAGACCUGGAAGCUAUAAAUGAGAUGAACGAUGAGCUGCAGGAGAACGCUAGAGAAACAGAGCUGGAGCUCAGAGAGAUGCUGGACCUGGGCGCAGCCAGAGUCCGUGAGGCUGAGAAACGAGUCGAGGCGGCGCAGGAGACUGUGGCAGAUUACGAGCAGACCAUCAAGAAGUACAGAGAGCUGACAGCUCACCUGCAGGAGGUGAACAGAGAGCUUACCAGCCAACAGGAGGCCUCAGCAGAGCUUCAGCAGCAGCCGCCAGCAGAAAUGUUUGAUUUCAAGAUUAAGUUCGCAGAAACAAAAGCUUAUGCCAAGGCCAUUGAGAUGGAGCUGAGGAAGAUGGAGGUGGCUCAGGCCAACAGGCACGUGUCUCUUCUGACUUCCUUUAUGCCUGAAUCCUUCCUUCGUCAUGGUGGAGACCAUGACUGCAUCCUGGUCCUGCUGCUCAUCCCAAGACUCAUCCACAAGGCUGAGCUGAUAAGCAAACAGGCGCAGGAGAAGUUUGACCUGAAUGAAAACUGUGUGGAGCGAGUCGGCCUGAAGGGAGCAGUCGGUGAGCAGCUGAGCUUCGCCGGCGGCCUCGUCUACUCCCUCAGUCUGCUGCAAGCUACUCUCCACAAAUAUGAACAAGCUUUGUCUCAGUGCAGUGUAGAUGUCUACAAGAAGGUGGGCUCUCUGUACCCGGAGAUGAGCGUUCAUGAACGAUCUCUGGAUUCCCUCAUCGACCUUCUGCACAAAGACCAGCUGGACGAGACGGUCAAUGUGGAACCACUCACCAAGGCCAUCAAAUACUAUCAGCAUCUGUACAGCAUCCAUCUGGCAGAUCAGAAUGAGGAGUGCACUAUGCAGCUGGCUGAUCACAUCAGAUUUACCCAGAGUGCCUUGGACUGCAUGGCGGUAGAGGUUGGUCGGCUGCGGGCGUUCCUGCAUGCAGGUCAGGAGAAGGCCGACCUCGCCGUGCUGCUGAAGGACUUGGAGACAUCCUGCAGCGACAUCAGGCAGUUCUGUAAGAAGAUUCGCCGCAGAAUGCCCGGAACAGAUGCACCCGGUAUCCCUGCCGCGCUUAACUUUGGACAACAGGUGUCCGACACACUCUCCGACUGCAGGAAACACCUGACAUGGGUGGUUGCAGUGCUGCAGGAAGUAGCUGCCGCUGGAGCUCAGAUGAUGUCUCCUCUUAGCGAACAGGAUGGCCUGGCAGCAGUUAAACUGGAGGAUGUGGCGUUCAAGGCUGCAGAACAGAUCUAUGGAUCUCAGGGUGCUAAUCCCUACGAGUGUCUGCGACAAUCCUGUAGCAUUGUCAUAGCAACCAUGAAUAAAAUGGCUACUGCCAUGCAGGAGGGAGAAUAUGACUCAGACAAGCCCCAAAGCAAGAACCCCCCACCCGUGGAUGUACGUGCUGGAGCACUUCGAGCAGAAAUCACAGAUGCAGAAGGUCUGGGCUUGAAGCUGGAGGACAGAGAGACGGUUAUUAAAGAGCUAAAGAAGUCUCUAAAGAUCAAGGGAGAAGAGCUGAGUGAGGCAAACAUCCGUCUCAGCCUGCUGGAAAAGAAGCUGGACAGCUCGUCCAAAGACGCAGACGAACGCGUGGAGAAGAUCCAGACUCGUCUGGACGAGGCGCAGACACUGCUGAAGAAGAAGGAGAAGGAGUUUGAGGAGACCAUGGAUGCUCUGCAGGCGGACAUCGACCAGCUCGAGUCCGAGAAGAUGGAACUGAAGCAGCGAAUCAGCAGUCAGUCAAAGAUGAGCUCUGACGGACUGAGGGGGAGCGGCCCGUCUGGAAUCGCUUCGAUUGUCUCAGGAAUAUCUGGAGAAGAACAAAAAGCCAACAUGAUGGCAGGAGUCGGCUCCGGUUCCGGCGCUCAGGUGAUCGACUCUCCUCUGUUGACGAAGCAAAUUGAAGCUCAGAGGCUCUGCAUCAAACACCUGAAGAACGAGAACAACAGGCUGAAGGCUGAGAAGAUGCGUACUCAGCUCGCCUCUCUGCCGUCGCUCAACGUGACCAAACUUCCUUCCAAGGAAGGACGACCUGAAGUGCUCUCUAGUGCCCUCUACCGCAAGACCGACCAGCUCCUGGAGACCUUGCUCCAGAUGAGUGCAAAUGUCAAGGUGGUGGAUAUCACUGGGAAGUCGCCAGUGACCCCUAGUGCUCAGCUCCUGGAACAGACAGCACGUCUUCAGUCCCUGAGAGAGACUCUGGACAAACUGAAGGGUGAGGUAGCAGAGCAUGUCGUCAACCUGCAGCCUGGAGCUAGAGUCUCAUCAGACUUUGCAACGUUCCCUUCAACCUCCUUUGUUAAGGCAACCGAAGAGAAACACUCGGACACAGUGUUGGUCGGUCGAGUUAUGGUGCCGUGUCCUCGGGGUCAGGAGCGGGUCCACCGUCUGGUUCUAUCCCAAUCCCAGCUGCAGAGAGUCCACAGUCUCCUGCAGACCUAGAUGUUGCUUUUUGUGGCACCAUAAAUGGCUAAACAAGUAAAAUCAAGAGGGAUUUAAAGCAUCAAAUGGAAGAUAUGCUAGCAGCUCUGUAGUUAAGAUCUCAGCACACCUGCAGUUUAUUUCUGUAAAGAUAUCAGGCUUCCGUUUCACGAUGCAUGUUUACUGAACCUCUGUUUCAGUCACCGUAGUAACAGUCUCCCCAGAGAUAACCUGGUUGGGAGCAGGUUUUUUUCCCAGUAAAUUUAGAGUGUCCUCAGUCUCUGCUCUCCUUAAAACCAAUCGCAUUGUUUAUUUCCAAGUUUAAUCAGAUUUUUUGGGGAUUUUUGUGCAUAAAGAAAGUAACUCACUACAGUAGGUCCGUUAGACACAUUAGGUUUUAAAAACAAACAUUGCAUAUUCGUUUGACGAGAAUCUUAUUAAAGAAUAAUUAGCACCUUUUUACAGUGAAUGAAUAUUUAUGGGGAGAGGAUUCUACAGCUCAGUUGACACAAAAUGAGAUUUAUUUAUUUUUAUUUAUUUAUUUAUUUUACAGUACAUGAAGAACUACUGAAAUAAUUUUCAGGUUACACAUAAAUGGAUAAUUCAGUGGGGUGAAAAGGAAUUAAGGGUUAGGAUUAGGAUUCACUUGAUGAUAACAACCCAAUGAGCCUACUGGCACAAUCAGAAGCCAUUCUAUGGGACUGAUAGCCGCUAAUUACGACCAUUUAUUGGGAUGAUAACAUCCGAAGCAGCUGACACAGACACUUGCUGUGUAAUGUAAAACAGAAUCAAACUUAAGAACCCCAUGCUGUCCAGAUGAUUUCACCUAAAUAGAUACAUUGAUCUACUACCAUUCAAGAAAUAAACCUGUAAUAUUGUCGCAGUUACAGCAGACUGUGGCAAGCCGUUCUGAUAUAUAUUAGUUUUACUGAAUAUGCAUUCCUAAUAUCUGAAAAAAAAAAUGUUUUCCUUGUCAAAAUGACCUUUAUAAACAAAUUGACAUUCUCCACAUCUACAAUAUACAUUCUAGAUGUCUAGAAAAUAACUUCAGAUCUACAUAUUACUGUUGUUACAGGACAUCCUUUAUAUGAUUUUGACUAUGAAGAAAUAUGUUUCAGAUACCAUGAAUACAUAUUGAGUCAAGCUGAUAAAUGUCAAAACCGCCACUUAAAAUGCGUAAACCUUUCCGGUAUGUAAAACUUAAUUCUUACCAGUAUAAUUUUGUUUCUCUACUUUCUGAAAUUCAGUUUCUGCUGCAAAAAAAUUAUUAAGAAAAUAUAUUACUACAGUUCUGUCUAGGAGUGUGAUUUUUAUCUGGAAGAAUCUUAUUGUAGUGAUCUACAAAUGGAACAACAGAGAGGAGAGUUAAUAAAUAAUAGAAGCUUUUAAUAAAUGUAUAACGGCCUGCCAUUGCCCACUUCAUACAAACCUAUAGAUUAACUCAACAAUUUUCUCCUUGUCCUUCUUCCUCUCCUUUGCAGCAGUGGUGCUGUUUAUCUGUUUUUUAAACACAUUCUCCAUUUUUUCCUUUUAAUUUCUUAUUUAUAAUCUCUAGUUCCAGUGGGAUGAAAUAGGCACUUCCUGUUGCCUUUUUAAUGGUGACUCGUUGAAAUGGCGCUCCACUGAUAAUGGCUUUUCAUACACGCGCUCAACUCUGAGUGGACCUACUUGGAGGGUAUUGAACUAAUUCAUAGCAGCCGUUGUGAAACUGAAAACUCAGAGUUCCCGACAAUAGGCUAUAUCAACUUGCUGAGUUUGUUAAACCUGCUUUGUGAAACUGACCCCAGUUCUGUUGCUUAUCUUCUGUUUUAGGUGAAGAUGAAAAAUUAUUAAACUGAGAUCUGAAAAGUUUAUUUUAAACAAUGUAUUCUUUACUGUCAGAAACCCUUGGUAGGUUUUAAUUUGUGCCCCAAAAUAAGCAUAACACUUCAUAUCUUCAGUCAAUCGCAUAAGUCACCUUCUGCUGUUAAAAACAGAUUUCAGGCCUUUUGUUAUCUUUUUUAUCGUUCAGCUCCUUUUAGAGGUCAGCCAGCUGGUUAGAAAAUAUAAAAAAAUCCAAUAAUUUUCUGCCCAAUAAUCUUCAGAAUUAAAUUUGUUUCGUAGUGAAAAUUCAAAGUUAGCCGUUUCAUUUUUUUAAAAUAAGGCAAAGUUGAAGUAGCUGUUUAAAAGGAAACUGUAAGAGCAAGAGUUUUAGCAGAGAACAGGAAGGCUGUGAGGAGCUUGUUUUAUCGUUAAGCCUAAAAUGGUCUGUCGUGCUAGAUUUGUUGGAAUCUGUCUGAAAAGAGCAGGGUACGAUCUAAAAUUGUAAAAAAAAAAAAUAAUAAUAAUUUGACCUUCCUUGUUUUCUUCUUUAUUCACUGUACAGUGAGAAUUUCAGACCCUCCAUGAUUUCUAAGUGGGAGAACUUGCAAAAUAUUUUUGUCACCGUAUAUACAUACUGCUAGAACAAAUAAUAGAAGAAAACAAGAUUGUUCUCUAUUAUUACUGUAUUACUAUUUCUAACAGUUUUUCAAUAAUCCUAGCUGCAAUCCUCAUGCUAACUGUUAUUCCAUUAUCAUGUUUGUAAAAAACGUAUUUUAUAGGAAACAAUCAAUGAAAGUUGCUUGAUCUCACCAAAGCACUUACUAUAAAUUAGUAAUUACCCACAACAGGAAAGCUUUGAGGUGAAAAAAAAAAUACUUUAUUGUUGGUCCGGCAUUUAAUUUGCACCAGCAAAUUAACCUACCAGAAAAAAAUCUGCCUCAAAUUUGCAUUGCUUUGUUUUUUCUUACCAAAAGUGUUUAAGCCUGGUUUGACUUUCAGUCAUUCUAAUGACACAAUCAUAUUUCCCUUUGGGAUAUAUAAAGUAUUUUGAACUGAACUGAUAACCUGGACUGAAUAAAGUGAUGCCUGCUGCUCAGACUCGCACCGUUACCAACCUUACUCCUGUGAUUUCUGCAGCUAAACUCACAGGAUCCUAUAAACUUUACACAGCAGGAGCAACUGUGAGGCUGUUGGUAAUCUUUUGGGGGGGUGGGUUGGAAUUGCUCUUGGCGCUUCGCUUGCCUGUAUGAAGGGAAAUUAUUAUGGGAUGUAAAAUUUAAUCUUUGUUUCAGUUUCAUCAUUUGCACGAGCCACUAAAAGAACAAAAUCCAGCACAUUAGGUUCCCCACAGACAGGUGGAGGGUUUUAUGAAUUGAUGAAAUGAGGAAAAUUUGGAUGCUGAUCAAACAAAAGAAGCUGUUUAAGUUCAGGUGGACACAGUCUGCAGCCUUAAACCUGUAGACAUCAACCUUAGUUGAUUGGAUUCAGAUAAACCUUAAUGAAGGAAAACUGUUUCUUUGCCAAAGACUGUUUUUUCUGUUCUAUUUUGUUUUUC